CGUCAAUGUCUUUCAAGUGUUGCGUGGAGCGCUUGUUCGCCUGCUACACGUGUCAGCCCACCGUAUGCUCGUGUCGUAUUGUCGUGCUAGUGUAAUAUCAGCAGUUUAAUUUAAAUUCUACUUUUCCCUCUGUGCACUUGGGCGUCUACAAUGGCUGAACACACUGUCGAAGAGAACGGUGGCAUCGCAGCUGUUCCAGCAAAAGUGAACUUGGUUACGAGAAACCUCCAAGAAGUGCUCGGUGAAGCUCGAAUGAAUGAAAUCAUGAAGGAACGAGAUCUGAAAAUCUACUGGGGCACAGCAACUACUGGCAAGCCUCACGUUGCCUAUUUCGUUCCGAUGUCGAAGAUCGCCGACUUCUUGAAAGCGGGUUGUGAGGUAACCAUUCUCUUUGCAGAUUUGCAUGCAUACUUGGAUAACAUGAAAGCUCCUUGGGGUUUACUCGAACUCCGGACGCAGUACUACGAGCACGUAAUCAAAGCGAUGCUCAAGUCCAUUGGCGUGCCUUUGGAGAAGCUCAAGUUUGUGAAGGGCUCCACGUACCAAUUGAGCAAAGAGUUCUCUAUGGAUGUCUAUCGUCUGGUGUCUUUGGUGACUGAACAUGACGCUAAGAAGGCUGGGGCCGAAGUUGUGAAGCAGGUCGAGCACCCUCUCCUUAGUAGUAUGCUCUAUCCAUUAUUGCAAGCCUUAGAUGAGGAGUACUUGCAUGUCGAUGCACAGUUCGGCGGUGUUGACCAGCGCAAGAUUUUCACGUUCGCCGAGAAGUACUUACCUCAGCUGGGUUACGAAAAACGUAUUCAUCUAAUGAACCCUAUGGUGCCUGGGCUGUCGGGCGGUAAAAUGAGUUCGUCGGAGGAAGAUUCCAAGAUCGACUUGCUGGACACCCCAGCAGCCGUGAAAAAGAAACUCAAGAAGGCUUUCUGCGAACCAGGAAACCUGGAGGACAACGGUGUUCUUGCCUUUGUGAAGCAUGUGCUUGUGCCUCUUCAGAAAGGCACUGAUUUGGUAAUUGAGCGCGACGAGGCGCACGGUGGUAACGUAGUGUACUCGAGCUACGAACAGCUGGAGGAUGAUUUCAAGAACCUCAAGCUACACCCAGGUGAUUUGAAAGCCAUGGUCGAAGUACAGCUGAAUCGGCUGCUUGAUCCAAUCAGAGAAGCCUUCAGUGAUCCGAGGCUUCAGAAGCUGACUGCCGAUGCUUAUCCACCUCCAACAAAAGCAGUUUUUGAUGAAGUUACCCCGCAGCGCCUCGACUUGAGGGUUGGCCGUAUCGUGGAAGUUAACGACCAUCCAGAUGCAGAUGCACUUUACGUGUCUCGUGUUGACCUGGCUGAACCUACUGGCCCCCGUACAGUUGUCAGUGGCCUACGAAACUUGGUACCCAAGGAGGCACUUCUCAACCAGAACGUUGUUCUGCUGUGCAACUUGAAGCCAUCUAAGAUGCGAGGUGUGGAAUCGCAAGCAAUGGUGCUCUGCGCAUCUGUACAGGAGCCACGGCAAGUUGAGCCCCUAAAACCACCCAGCAACUGCAGUCCAGGAGACCGAGUAUUCAUUGAAGGUUACGAGGAUGCCAGCAUCCAGCCAGACAGCCAACUAAACCCAAAAAAGAAGAUUUGGGAGAAGCUGCAGGUGGACAUGAAGGUUUCCACAUCACUUGUAGCCGAGUGGAGUGGUUGUGCAUUUAUUGUGAAUGGCCAACCUGUCACAUGUGCUUCGCUAAAGGGAGCACCUAUUAAAUAAGAGUUCUUUGCCUUCUAAGGCAAUACAAUAACUUAUAUGUCCUAUACAUAAGUCGAUCGUAUUUGUGUGCAAUGCACAUUUUUACGAUUAUAAAAAUGAAAGAAUGCCAUGAAAAUUUACUUUACUGGCGUCCAUUUAUUUCAAUGAGUAAAAUUGGAGAUCAGUUGCAGCGAUUCUCUUAGCCAUGAUAGUGUUGAUAUUUAAGGUCAGCAAUAAUAACUAUGAAGUUAUUUUGUUUCAUUGUUUUCACAGCACCUGGGAACUAUACCAAAGGAGUGUACAUGUAUGCAUAUUAUUGAAAUUUUGUACCCAUUACUGCUCUACAAGCCACAUAUUUUUACAUGUAUUUUGUAUGAAAAUAUGUGUGCUCUCAACAGUGCACAUGUGACUUGGAAGGACUUCAUUAAUAAAGUGGCAUACUCCCAGGAACUGUUGAUUCUCAGCUGAUAAUUGGUGCUCAGGGAAUGAGGAAUAGUGUUUUGCAUUUUUUUGUGCCUAGGUAUGUAUUCCAUUGUACAGGAAGCUAAUGUAUAAUGUAUGUGGUAUCGUGCACUUGGGAACAAAACGUGGACAGUUUCCUGGCUUUAUAUCAGUUGCUCUAUUCUGGUUGUGCAGUUUUUCUUCAGGGGACAGUAAAGGUAAGCAUGAAUUCAAGUGGCAGAAUGGUGUAUUAAAAUUUUGGAAAGUGUCACAUUUACUGUAGAAAAGGCUUGCUAUGAAUCAACAGAGCACAACCUUGUAGAUUGCUAGUACAACCUGGACACCUGAUCAUGGCAGCAUCAAUGAAGUCCAUUGCAACAAGUGUUCUCAGUUCAGAGUGUAAUAGAGGGCACAUAACCAGUGCUUUAACUACUGUUUUUUUUUUUUUUGUCAUUGUGCUGUUGACUUUGUUUCUGGUUAUCGUCGACUCGCCAACAGCGGCAGAUAAUGGAGGAUGCUCUGUUAUAAUGUUUCAACGUCCUGUUUACCACUGGUGAUUUGAAUUGAGGAAGUGCAGUGUAGUCACUUGAGUCGCGAUUUUUUCUGCAACUAAAUAUUGGCACAGAACAAAUAAAUGUCUCAGUUUCUGUAGUGUAACACAACAGAAUAGAUUCAUUCAUUGCUUGUUUCAGUGUGCACUUAAGUGUGCUUUCUUGUGUAACAUACUGUUAUAGGUUAGUACAUUCAGCUGUUUAACAUUAUGCAUGGUUUUUAUCAAGUGCAGACUAGGCAACUUCCUGCACCUCUUUUAUGCUUCCUUAAGGCUCAAAGGACCUACAAACACCUCUUUUAUGAAACCUCAGCAUCAUUCUGGAAUGAGUCUAGUGCCUUUCAAGUACUAAUACAUUUCUGGAGAAAUUUUGAAGAAGACCUACCAUGAAUGCGGUAAUAAAGAGGGUAAUGUUAACUUUUC
Messenger RNA from Rhipicephalus sanguineus (brown dog tick), 3133 nucleotides. It is a transcript of the gene TyrRS, whose product is annotated as tyrosine--tRNA ligase, cytoplasmic. Lineage: Eukaryota; Metazoa; Arthropoda; Arachnida; Ixodida; Ixodidae. Gene Ontology annotation, biological process: tyrosyl-tRNA aminoacylation. The record is from RefSeq and is a predicted model, not a curated record. The coding region runs from base 151 to 1740 and encodes 529 amino acids. Gene Ontology annotation, molecular function: tRNA binding; tyrosine-tRNA ligase activity; ATP binding. The transcript has 2 exons.